CAUACAACAAACUCUAUCACAUGGCCUACUGCACAGGCCGGCUAUAAAACAAAGUGCAGCGCGAUGCGCUAUCAGUCGACAGUCAGCUGUUAAGGUUGCUCGAUCGCUAGAGCUUUGAAAUCCGGUGCCGCUUUCAUUUGUUUCUUUCGUUGACGCGAUUUUCUGUAAGUUUUUUUCGACUUUUUGAUUGGACGAGAUGGCCACAUACGCUACAUACAGACACAUCGAGCUCGACAAAGUUGGAUAUGGAAAGAAAAGGGUUUCCAACCAAAGCAGUGAAAUCUUCAAUGUGCUAUGUACCCCUCCAAGUAACAAAACAAACGGCCAUAUUACACCAAGAAGAUCUCUACAAAGUAACGAUUCCUUCAACAAAUUAUUUGGCUCACCCGAAAACAAGAGACCUCACCCCAGAAGAGGAUCCUUGACUAAACAAGAUGUAAACAACCGCAAUCCAGUAACAGGAAAUGGAGUAAUGUCUUUCGACUGCAAAAUAUCCAAAACUUCAAAAAUUUACACAGAACGCAAUCCAGUAACCGGAGAAACCUACACAAUCGUCUCACCCGCUACUACCCCCACCAAACCCAUGACAAACGGAUUCACAAACGGCACAUCCACCCCUUCGCUGAACGGAAAUUCGACUCCCUUGACGAACGGAAAUGCACACUCUCUGACCAACGGAAAUGGAAUCCAUACACCUAACGGAAACGUGUAAAUUCGAAAAAUCCUUCUUAAAAAAACAAGGAAUCCUUUAGUAUUCAUUUCCGAUGGAAACUUGAGUAUUCUUUGCUUCAAUUUCUCCACGGCAUGUACUGAAAAGUAUCAGCUUUUAUUAAAAAAAUGUUUAAACAGGGUUUAUAAUUUAGUUCAGAUUUAAAAAAGACGAUUAAAUAUAAUAGAAACUGUUUUGAGUAAUGUUAGUUUUAAAAUACUUCUGAUCGAUAGUUUUCUUGGCAGAAAACAUUUGAAAGAAAGAUGUUGUUAUAAAGGAGCUAGAUUACAACUAAACUCUCAACAUAAAGAACGAUUACAUUCAAAACUCCUUUUUUGUCUAUGUGGAAUAUUGUGACUGAAUAGAUAAUAAAGAAUUAUUUAUAAAAAGAACAACAAAAACGUUAAUAGAACUUCUUAAAACAACAAAAUAAAUCUAUAUGCCAACACAUAUGAAACAACAGUGAGUGGCUUAGGUAUAUCUCUUAACAGAAUUUCUUGACAGUUGACACCAAAACUUGUCACUUGUCACGCAAGGAGCUGAUUGUUAACUUGUAGCUGUUAGCAACCAACAAUUAUCUGGAAGGUACAGUCAAGUACUUUAAUAUACCACCUUUCCUUUUUAUCGUCCAAUUGCAACUAAAAAUGAAUUUGAAUAGAUGUGAAAACAUCAACAAACAUGUAUUUACUUAUGCGAUUUCGACCAAUACUUUUCAGUACAUGCUCUAAACUUUACCAAAACAACAUUCAUGUAUUAACUUAUCACUUCCUUCAUAUUGCAUUUAACUUGUUUUCAUUCGUCUUGUUAGUAAAUAAUAAUACAUUUUCAUGAUUUUAAUUUGUAUGUUGUAUUAGUUCCGUACAACUUUAAUUUGGUGAUUAACGAAACAAGCAAACACCUACGAAACUGUAGACGCAGAAUAAAAAUAUUCUGUAGUGUAGGUUCAUGAUUAUCCUUGUAGCUGUCAAAUGUUAUCUUGACAACACAAUAACUGUCAUACUGCAUGCCACAUGUCAUUACUAGUCUACCACGGAGCAAUAACACUUUGUCACGGAAGCAACAAUUAAUAUAUAGGGCUUUUCAUCGAUUGUCAUUUGUUUCAAGCUUCUGUCAUGUGUCACAUAAUAUUAAUAUAUCUACGUCGUACGUCUUUGGUUUGUAUCAUUGGAUAUAUCAAUAACGUAUGACGUAGAUAUAUUAAUAUUUAGUGACACAUGACAGAAGCUCGAAACAAAUGACUGUGAAUGAAAAGCCCUAUUGUAAAGGUAGUUAACUUUCUGAUUGUUGUUCACCCAACUUAAACUAGAACUUUGUUAAUGCCAAAUUAAAUGUCUGUAGUGGCGUUUUCCUUGGCUUAUUAUAACGGUAAACCAAUUAGUAUUCCGAACCAAAUUAGCAAUUUUUAGAAACUUUAAUAUAUAGGUUACAUAUUAUAUAUUAUAAGGUUGAAAAAUGUACUAUUGAAGCACUAAUAAAUAAUGAACAAGUAUUUAUGAAGUGCGCAUGCCUUUAGAUAGUUCUCUUUGAUCCUAAUUCUUAAGCAUAUUAUCGUUUUUGUUAACUUUUAAUUUAUGUAUAAUUUUAGUGUAUUUCUCAUCAUGUUUAUAAUUAUUUAGACGAUAUAUCUAGUGUUGAGUUUAUAUAAUCUAGGAAAUAUAGACGUUUUAUACCUAA
Molecule: messenger RNA, 2383 nt
Organism: Diabrotica virgifera virgifera (western corn rootworm)
Lineage: Eukaryota; Metazoa; Arthropoda; Insecta; Coleoptera; Chrysomelidae
Exons: 4
Coding region: 197-712 (171 amino acids)
Source: RefSeq, a predicted model, not a curated record